AUGUUCAGGCGAAAGCUGUGGGAAUGGCUAGUGGACAAGAAGACGAACACGGUGCGAAAAUGGCGAAGCUCCAUCAUCCGCCGCAACGACUCGGAAGAUUCUUCACGCGGUUUGAUCAAUCAUAUCGGGAUUUCUGGCUGAUUUGGGCGGUUCGCAGAACAACCGAGUCGUCGCGGGAAGAAGUCGUACUCGGCGGGGAGCCUCGUCGCCGCCGCCAAGCCGAGCUACGAGAAGUUCUUCGACGAGCCCCAAGUUCGGGUCGUUCUUGAGGUACGAGUCGCGAGGGCGGAAUGUUGAGGCCAAGGAAGGCAUGAUGAUGGAUCGGAUGGGCCGCCUAAUGGACCCGCUUGUGGGGGCUUAACAUCAUUUCAUGUAAAUGCGCCACCAAAUAUUCUUCCACUCUAUGCAAAAGAUAUUCAAGAGUCCCUUCAAAACUUCCUCGGGUUUCUUCUGAUCCGAAUAAUAUGUGGGCCUUUUUCUAAGUUUAGACUUCCAGAAAUAUACAUUUUAUCGAAUGUCAAGAAUCCUUUCGAGCAUUUGCAUUCAGAAAAAAGGUCCAUGUUUUCCUAUUAUUUCGAAAUUCUGAUUAUUAGUCGUUUCCGAUUUAUUGCUCACUUACAUGAAAGUCUUUUCACUUUGCGGUUGGGAAUUUCCUGAAAAUUGGCCAGAAAUAUUCUCGAUGCAGCAGAUGAAGAUCCUGAAAGUCUCAACCUGCAUAGCUUCCUAGUUUUCGAGAAAUAAGGGCUUAAAAAAUGGCCUAUUUUAAUGAAUUUUGAGUUUUCCUAAACUCUAAGGUGCUCUUUCUCGGAAACUAGGAAGUUUUGCAGGUUGAGAUUUUCAGGAUCUUCAUCUACUAGAAGUAUUUUGACCAAUUUUAGGAAAUUCCCAACCUCAAAGUGAAAAGACCUCUUUGUUAGGAAUACUCGCGGACAUGCCGAUUUUUGAGCCGUGAUAUUCUGAUUGCACAGGAAUCUAUGAAUAUUUCUUGCGUUAUUUUCUCGGAGAUAAUAUAGCUGAUUCACGGCUGGCUCGAGCCAUCGAAAAAAUGGUUCCGACACGAUAGUGCACGAGACAGCGCCUGGCUCGUGGAGAGCGCAGACAGUACACGCCCCCUUAGCGUCCCAAGAUGCACGGCAUUCCUAUUGGGGUGAGGGAUAGUGAGCGAGGCGUCAAACUUUCUGAGUUUACAAAAAAAAUUUAGUGCGCGCUACGGAUAAAAUGCACUGAGUAUCAAACGUUAAUAACUUGUUUUUUCGAUCGCCUUGGGCUGUGUACUGUAGAUUUCAAAUUUCGCGCCAAUUUUUUUUUUUUGACGUCUUCCCACCCCGUUUGGGAACACCGUGAGCUGGCUAAGCAGGGAAAAAAAUUAAUUUGUAUAGAUUUUUCAUUAUUUAUGAAAAACAAACUAAAUCAAUAACCUUUUUUUAAAAAUCAGUAAUUUGAAGCGAAAACUGAACUUGAAACUCGCUAUUUUUUUCAAUAAGAAAACCUCUCAAAGCUUCAGACAAAGAAAAAAUUUUCAAAAAAUGAGGGAUUCUUCCAAGUUUUUCAAUAUAAUCUCUGUUCACAGAGAAUAAUUUUUACAAGAAAUAAAAUUUCUUGAAUUCUUUCUCGUAUCUUGAUUGAAGUGCAAGACUAAUCCCUUCUCCACUGGGAAACCCUAGAAACGGUUCUUUGACGCGAGCUUCAUCCACCCACUUUCUAAAUCGACCCGAUGCAAGGAUAGCCUUUGAUCUCGUGUUGUUUAUUGACCUAUCAGACAGCGGCCCACAAAGCCCAUUAUUCAAAAUUACAACUUUCUCACAACGUUUGCCGCGGCUGCGGGCCACGUGAGUGAGGUCUUGAGCGGAGACUCCGACGUUCGCUCAGGCUAUGACGUCAUGAUCAGGGGGAUCGCUACUGUGAAAAGACAUGGGCAGCCUAUUUUGGACUGGACAUUUUCAGUUAUAAAGUCACCAAGACAAUAUCAGCAUUCUUGGGAACUCCAGAGUGGUUUAGGGGCGGGAUUUCCUCUAGGGUCCCUUUUAUCAACCCUAUAGGCGCCACUAAAGCUUGCAAAAGUAGUCCCUAUAGAGGCUUCAAUCAGUGGCUCCUAUAGGGGAUAUUUUAAUCGACAAUUUUUAUGAACUCCAUGCAAAGAAGGAUAUACACGUGAUAAAUUUAAAAAACCACCUUGAUUUUACCCCUAUAGGGAUCAAUUUUACGACCCCUUUAGGGACGUUUAUCCUCCUUACCCCUAUAGGGAUCACUCUAAAAUUCCGUAAGUCAUCAAAAGUAGCAAUCUGAUCUAUACUUAGUUUCCGAGCUUUUUCUCGAUUUAAAUCAUACGUUUUUGCUCAUGUUUGCACCUUAAAUUAAAUGAAAUUAUGUGCCCUAGAUAAAAGCUAUAGGGCAUUUCAGAACCGACGGGAAAGCCUUCGAAACUGCGCCUCCGCCGACACUUUUCCCGUUUUGCCGCCGGAUCUUGAAGCCGUAGAGAAGUUCUUUUUUAAAAAUAUCACACAGCUCUUUUGUAAAAAAUCCUUGCGACUCUGAAAGUUUUUUUUGUCAAAAUCUUAAUCUUUUAAAUUCACCUUCCUAUUUGAAAAAUCAAAAAUUGCGAUUUUCAGAGUUUGUAGAUUUUUUAGAGCUUCGUAGAGCUCAGAAAAGGCCACAAAGAGGCCGCAGAAAGGGCAAGAAAAAGGAAGCAAAAUGAGCCCCUUCACCGAGUUUUUCAUUCUUUCUGAGAUUUUUAAGGCUCAAGAAUUGGUGGAAAAAAAGUGAGGCAGCAAAAAUGGUGCAUAAGAGCUGAUGAAAUGGCGCAAAAAGGCAGCAAAAAAGGAACCUUUUUUACCCUAAAAGGAAAAUUUCUAGAGCCUUUUUCCAUCCUUUCCGACUUUGCCUACGCGUGUAAAUUUUAUCUCGGCUCCCUUAUUAGGCCGAACUCGUCUUAAAUUAGCUUAAUAUAUGAAGAGCGAAAUAAUGAUUAUUUUUUCUCAUUUUCUCCGGGUUUUUCAUUUUCAAUUCUAAUGAUCAUUGCUUUUCUUAACUUUCAAGUUUGACUAAAACGAUUUUUCGGUGUUUUCACAAGCUUCAAAGUCGUGUUAGUGAGAAAAAAUGGGUUUCAUACUUGUAAAAUAGAGCAAAACAACAGCUGUCAGAUCAAUCAGUAAAUUUUUUUUUUGUUUUGCAACCUUUUUGUGACGUCUUUUUUUGAUUGAAUUUGAAACGAAGCCAAAAAAAAGGCUUAUGUGCUUAUUCUAACAAGUUCCCACUUCCUAUUCAGGCUCAAAUUCGAGUCGAAGACCUUUUUCAUAACGAAUUAAUCGUUUUAUUUCAGUUAUUUAUCGCUUUUCGUCUAUUUUUCCAUGGAAACUUUAUAAAAAAAUUUUUUUAAUAGGAGUAGGUCUGCCACAAAUUAAUCCUUUCCAUAAGAAGAGCCGAGGAAAGGGGCGUGGUCUUCAGAGCACUAUAAUAUCCCGAUAUUGCAGGAAAUCCACAGCGAAGCCCCCUCGCAGUCCCAAACAAAUCCGUUUUAAUAUACCCGAGGUUUGUUCCGCCAUUCACUUCAAAUCCAUUCUCUGAUUUGAAUUUUUCCAUCUUAGGAAUGAAGUUUCCAACAGAGUUCCUAUUUUCUAGCUUCACACGACAUCUUCCUAGAAACAAAAAGAGCGAAUCACAUCUCAAAUUGCCACGCUAUCGUUCCGCAAACGUCCUCUCUCCUAACCUUUUUUUCAAAUUCUCAUUUUUCUUCUCUUGCCAAUAAGAUGGUCAGUGGCGAAAAAUAAAGUGUUUUGUACGCAAUGCACACGUUGCACAAAAGGCGACGCGCAAAAGUUAUAUUAUAUAUUUUUUUAAUUUUUAUUUUUUUAAACUCACACGACAUCUUCCUAGACUCCAGAAAACAAAAAGAGCGAAUCACAUCUCAAAUUGCCACGCUAUCGUUCCGCUCUCCCUCUAAAAAACUUCCCUCAUUUUGUCACGGCAGGCUUCUAUAGACCAAAGAGUUUGAAUUUUUUCCCUUCGCUUGGUUUUCGAUAGUAUUUUGAGAAGUUUGAUGUUUUUUUGGCCUAAAUAUACUUGGCAUAGCUGACUAGAGAAGCUGAAUUAGCCCAAUAUUGAAAAAUGAAGUUGAUUUUAAUGCAUAUUCUUUGUGCGUUUUGAAUUAAAGACUGCGGUUACUUUUUCUGAAUUUUAAUACUCAGGUAAAAGUUUCUGCUUUCGGUUCCUCGAAAGGCGGUUGGAAACUUUCCAGUAUGUUGUCAAACGUCUUCCAAAUCCUUCCCAACGCUUCGAUUUACCUUUCAGUAGCUUGUUGGAAGGCUUCUGGCAGGCAUUUUCAACUUUUUAUCUUCAAAAGACCUUCUGAACACCUUUCAAGCCAUUUUCAAGACCUUCUAGCUUCCAUUCACCUUCUGAACACCUUACCAAGCUCCCCUUUACCUGCUGGUUACCUUCCGAACACAAAAAGCUACCUAGUCCAGCUAGAGUGUCCUGCAUUUUCUUAUGUAUCUAUUUUGCUCACAUAGAAGGGCAUUUUCAUUCACUUUUGUUAGGAAGUCUGAAGUUCCCGAGUAAGACAUCCUUUACAAAGUUCCUUUAGCUUCAUGAAUCAGAAUGAAUCAUGACAGGUGCAAAUCUCGUUCGAGUGCGAAGAGCCGCGUCGUGUGAGUUUCGACGUUAUCGCGCCGCCGCCGGAGAUCGACUGGACGCCUUCGACGCCGCCGAUGCCGCUCCAACGGAUGCAGACAGUGCCGGAGCUGCCUGUCGGCGGUUGCGAACCUUGUCCUAGCGUCUCCAACGUCGUGAGUCGUCUACGGAGAGUUUGAAAUUUUGAUCGAACGGUUCAGUCGCUGAGUUUCGAUGACGAGGUGAGUAUCAGUCCGCGCAGACACUCCGCCAACGAGAAGGCUCGUCAGAACUUGAUCGCCCAGCGACGGCAAAGCAAUGUCCAGGUUAUUCUAGCAAACUAAGAUCGAGGGGCAUGAAAAAAUGGAUGUAGCCUUUUUGAUAAGCUCCAUAAGUUCAGACGGAAUAAGAAAAAAUUUACUAUUUUCCAAAAAAAAAAGCAUUUUCAAAAACACGAAACGGUUCUUCUUGGCCCUUUUUAAAAUCCUACCUUAAUACGCAAAAAUGUGUUUAACCGGCAUCUGUUAAGCCCGUCCGGUUUCGCACACUGUAGGUUUAAAUUGUGCAUACACCGAUCACGGUUUUUUUCGGCGAUAUCAUCUUUAAUAACGAGUUUUUUUGUACAAAAAAAUGGCCAAAUUUGAAGAAAAAAACAUAAUUACAAAAAAAUUAAAAGAUCCAAAUGAAGUUUUUACAAACGCCAGAAAUAAAAAAAUGACCUAUUCUGAGAAAUUCGUCUUUAGGAAAAAGUCGUUUUUUUCUGUAAUUGUUUAUAUAUUAAAGUCGAAAUUAGCUUCAUUCAUAAAAAGAAAAAAUGGUCUAGUACGGCCAGCAGAACCGGACGAGUCCCUGUAGGUCUGAACUAGGUUGAACCCUGCAUUUUUUCAAAAUCGGUUAUAGUCCGUUUUUGCGACUUCUCGGGCAAAACUGAAAAGCUCCCCAAAAGCUUUUCUCAAAAAAAGACCUUGAAAGGGUCCCCAACAGAUCUUUUUUAUAUCGUUUCACUUCUUUUUUGCAUCGUUUCCACAUCCUCUAACAAGAAGGAUGCUGGAAAGCAACUAAAAAGAUCCGAGAGGAUUCAAAAAGGAUCCUCUGAAGCUAUGAAAAAGCAGCUCAAAAGCUUUUUUACAUCAUUUUAGGAGCUUUUAGAGGAAGCUUUUUAUCUCCCUCUCAGGAUCCUUUAAGGAUCCUCAAAGGAACUUUUCAGUUUUACCUAUGUUGAAAAGGCGGGACUUCACUGCGCCCUCCUCAUCUUUCGAUGCCUCUCUCAUGUUUACGUGCUAUUUCCAUGUUUCUCUGGCCUCGCCGGUGAGGGAACAGAGAGACGCAGACACGCGAAAACUGUCAAGUCGCGGCGAACAGGCUAUAAGAAAGAAUUUACUAUUUUUCCAAAAAAAGACAUUUAAACCUGCAUUUUUCAAAAUUUGUUCUUCCCAAAUGUUCUCCAUUUUUUCCAGGUACUGUAUGACAAGAAUAAUGAAGAAAAAAACCUAAUAUAAAACCUCAAAAACUGAAAACUGCUGUUUUCAGUUGGCGCAGACGAUGACCGGACGGAGGACCUCCACGACUCUGAUCCCACUCACCUGUGCACAAAUCCACCUGAUCCGGUCGCUGUGGCGCCAGGUCUACACUUCGAAAGGGCCUACCGUAAUCGGCACCAGCAUCUAUCAUCGGCUUUGUUUCAAGUGUCAAGUGGUGAGACCUCAGAUCAUUUCUGAUGGAAGGCAGCUUUUCCGCAGGUCAAAGAGCAAAUGAAACGAGUCCAACUGCCGCCCAAGUUCCAGAACUCGGACAACUUCAUCAAAGCGCACAGCAAAGCUGUAGCUGAGCUCAUCGAUCAGGUUUCCAGCGCUUCUUGAGACUCAUUGUUGGGAGUUGAGGUUGUGGAAAACCUUGACAACUUGGACAGUAUGGUCGACGAGUUGACACGGAUCGGAAGGGUUCAUGCACGGAUUCUUCGUGGAGAACUUACUGGUGAGUCUGAGUGACUUUUUUCCAUUUUUACAUCGAGAAUCUUCAAUCAACAACCCUCGGAGAAUUUCCCUGAUAAUUUUAAAAGAUAUCUGAAAUGAAUUUUUUAGGGAAGCUAUGGAACAUAGUCGCUGAGACGAUCAUCGACUGUACGCUGGAAUGGGGCGAUCGCAGGUAAAGGCGAUUCAAAAUCGAAACCUCAAAAUUCGAAACAGAUGCCGAAGCGAAACGGUGCGCAAAGGUUGGGCGCUGAUCGUGGCGUUUGUCGUCGAGAAGAUCAAAUACGGGCACCACGAACAAGUUUACCGAGACUUCAGACCCUAACUCGCUUAACAAGUCGCUUUUGUUCUAGAGAAAGUUGAUGUUGGCCACUCGGCAGUCCGUAUCGUCAAUUGAUAUUCCGCUUCACUCGUUGCGACUCUGA
Messenger RNA from Caenorhabditis auriculariae, 7003 nucleotides. NCBI's taxonomy places the organism in Eukaryota, Metazoa, Nematoda, Chromadorea, Rhabditida, Rhabditidae. The record is from the annotation of a GenBank genome assembly.